GUUGGGGUGGCCAUGGUGCUGGUGCUGCUGGUGGCCAUCCCGCUGCUGGUGCACAGCUCCAAGGCGGCCGCUCACUACGAGAUGCUGGGCAGCUGCCGCAUGGUCUGCGACCCCUACCCCGGCCCCGAGCUGCCCCCCCCGUCCCCGCCUCCCUUCCUGCCCGGCGCCAAGGGCGAACCGGGCCGCAAGGGCCGCGCCGGGGUGCGGGGACCCCCAGGACCACCGGGACCGCGGGGGCCGCCGGGUGAGCCGGGCCGGCCGGGGCCACCGGGGCCACCGGGGCCGGGUCCCGGGGGGUACAUCCCCUCCUUCUACAGCCCCAAAAUCGCUUUCUACGCGGGGCUGCGGAAGCCCCACGAGGGCUACGAGGUGCUGCGCUUUGACGACGUGGUCACCAACGUGGGCAACUACUAUGAGCCCUCCAGUGGGAAGUUCACCUGCCCCCUGCCCGGCAUCUACUUCUUCACCUACCACGUCCUCAUGCGCGGCGGCGACGGCACCAGCAUGUGGGCCGAUCUCAUGAAGAACGGGCAGGUUCGGGCCAGCGCCAUCGCGCAGGACGCGGACCAGAACUACGACUACGCCAGUAACAGCGUCAUCCUGCACCUGGACGUGGGGGACGAGGUCUGCGUCAAGCUGGACGGGGGCAAAGUCCACGGCGGCAACACCAACAAGUACAGCACCUUCUCCGGCUUCAUCAUCUACCCCGACUGAC
This is a messenger RNA of Apus apus (common swift), 715 nucleotides long. RefSeq names its product complement C1q like 4 (gene C1QL4). Gene Ontology annotation, molecular function: protein binding. NCBI's taxonomy places the organism in Eukaryota, Metazoa, Chordata, Aves, Apodiformes, Apodidae. The record is from RefSeq and is a predicted model, not a curated record.